Messenger RNA from Biomphalaria glabrata, 1783 nucleotides. RefSeq lists its product as uncharacterized. The transcript is spliced from 4 exons. Lineage: Eukaryota; Metazoa; Mollusca; Gastropoda; Planorbidae. Bases 407 to 1012 code for a protein of 201 amino acids. The record is from RefSeq and is a predicted model, not a curated record.
UAAUCUGCCUUGACGUGAAACCAGUCCAUUGAGAUCAACAACAUAUCAAUUUACACUUUCGUUAGGUCUGGACUAGUUCCAGCAGUUAGUUCCGGGGUGCAACAACAUAGAGCUUACGAUUUCAUACAUCUAGGGAAUGACGGCGACAUCUUCUAGACGUUCUUUCUGUAGGUGAACAUUUGUAACAAGGUCAAGGUAACGUGUUUAUAUUCCAGUCGAUGUCGUCCUGGACUCCUAGCAACUGUAUUGCAGACUGUCCAGUAACCAAAGAAAAAAACAAAAUACGAAGUUUAAAAAAGCCGACGACCUAGCUUAGCCUACUUAUGAAAUGAGAAAGAGUUCCACAAUGCCAUGCUAGUGUUAUAGGCCCUGGUCAUUGACAACCAGAAGAUCAACAGGAUAUGAGAUGGACAACGAUCUCAAAGAUCUGCACCAGAACCUCGUAGGAGACCGACGAUUGGCUAAAGACUACCAGGAACUAGAGAGACAGUCACUGCGUGAAAUUGUCAACUGGAGACAAAAGAGAAGAGAGAUUGUUAAAGACUAUAAAAGGGUAAUACAAAGAUCGCCUGAUACUGACGAAUGGAUGCAAAGUCGAAAGGCUCGCAAAGACUCGUGGCAAACACGAGAACGAGACGAGAUCUCCAAACGUUACUGCAGAAGAUACAAACAUUUCCGAGCGCCACCCGAUUUGAAAGAGACAGCUGACAAAAUAAAAUCAGUCAUCAAAGAAAGUGUUGGAGAGUUGGCAUUACCAAAGCAAACGCGCAGCCAUGAUUUCAGUCCGAUAUCGACAAAGCUAACGCCGCAUGGCGCGAAACGUCGCCAUUCCGUUCCGGCAGAGUGUCAGACGUCCAGUCUGCCGGAAAUCAUUGAGCCGUUGAGAAGAAUGACUCUGGGACACAUUGAAAUGACAAAGGACGUUCACAAAAGCGGUUCGAAUCUAGGGAAUAGAGUUUACCUGUGUGACAUCAAAGACAGAAAAUAUAUAGUCUGUAGAGACUACCCGUAACACACAGGGAAGUUUGGAUCUAACAACAUAGCAUUAUAAACAUUAUAUGCACUGGGUAUCGAUGAUUUUCUAUGCCAAAGGAACGGGAAGAAAACAAAAACAAAACAAUUACUUAUGAGACAGUAUGAAGGUACAUUUUAUAUAGUACCCAACCUUAAUCUAUAUUCUUGAAAUAAAGGAAUUAAAUCUAAUAAAGUAACAGAAUUAAAAUUAUACUUUUUAAGUUUUAAAUCAGACAUCUCACACCAUAUAUUCGAAACUGUCGACCAAUAUAAGCCUAUAUUCUCAGUACUCAACCACAAAGUCCAUUCAUCGUUCAUCACUUUUAUUAUCUAAGGGAGGGGCGGAGGGCUUGGUCAUUCAGUUUUGUGCCUUGGCAUUUGGCUGUAAAUCUUUUCUUUGCCCGAAUUGUUCGACUACAAACCGGACAUACCAUGGGUGGGCAACCUUUUGUAUUGAGGGUCGCAUACUAUUUAUUUUUGGUAUAAGGGGCCGCAUAUAAUACACACUGGUGUUAUAUAUGUGUAUUUGUGUGUGCGUGUUUAUCUAAUUAUUCAGAUUCCAAAUCUUCAAGUAGUUCUCUGAUCUGGCGGUUGUUAAGUCCCUUAGACCUGAUAAAGUUGAUCACUGUGACAAUUGGGUCAAUAAUAUGCUGGAUUUUCAAUGUAGCUUUGCAAAAACUUUUCUGAUGGAUAACACAGUAGAGAAGUCAGAGUGCAUGGUCAGAAGGCUAUAUCUCCCUUUAAUGUCAACAUUUAUCAUCUUUAACAA